This is a messenger RNA of Mycotypha africana, 198 nucleotides long. RefSeq lists its product as uncharacterized. The coding region runs from base 1 to 198 and encodes 65 amino acids. Gene Ontology annotation, biological process: mitochondrial electron transport, cytochrome c to oxygen. The transcript is spliced from 3 exons. Lineage: Eukaryota; Fungi; Mucoromycota; Mucoromycetes; Mucorales; Mycotyphaceae. The record is from RefSeq and is a predicted model, not a curated record.
AUGUCUCUCGUCACAAAACCUAACAAAGUUCAAGCUCACCAACGCUUCUUCCAAAGUCCUGCUAAUGCCAACACUCUCUUAUUCCUUCGUGGUCCCAGAGAUAAGCUCUUUGUCUACACUACUUUCUUAGUCCUCGGUACUGGUCUUGUUGGCUCCCUUUAUGGUGCUGUCAAGAUGGCUCGUGGCCAAAAGAAUUAA